AUGGAUGAUAAUAAUCGAUUAUCGUUUGGCUUUAAAUAUAAUACUAAUCCAAAUAUUAAUCCAAAUAAUCCUAAUUUUGUUAAUCUACCGACAUUUCCCUCCUAUUAUCUGACCAAUUGUUUUGCUGCACACCAGUCGAUGACAGCAUCUUCAGCAAUGACACCAACAACAACACCAACAGCAGCAGCAGCUAUGAUGAAUCAAUGUCUUGCAAAUGUGUCAUCAAAUAUCAUAGACUCUUAUCAUCAUCACUCGCCAUCAUUGUCGCAGCCAAACAAUAUCAAACUGAGCCCUAGAGAUAUGUGUGGACCACCAAUUGAACCACCGAUGAUGAUGACAAUGAGGAGGAACUGCUUAUCAUCCAAGACAACAACAACAUCGACAUCACCACAAACACCAACAAAACCAACAAUAUCUUCAUCAUUCAGUAUUGAAGCACUUUUGGAUAAAAGCAACAAUAGAUAUGAUAAUAAAUUUUUUAAUAAUAAUCGACGCAUCAGUGAUUUAGGAAGCGAUAGUGAACUAGCCUUAUCAGCAGCACAUGUAGUUUCAAGUUGUAAUUUUGCAACUAAUAAUAGUAAUAAUAGUAGUAAUAAUUUUGAUACUAAUUUGAUUGUUGAUCCGGACGUAUCGCCCGUUACCGCCAACCAUCACAACAAGGCUAUCUAUAAUUGGCUAAACUGUAGCCGAUAUAAGCCACCAAAAAUCAACAAAAAAACUUUAAUAGACACCAGUAUUCAUGGAUCAAAUAAACGAAAAUCAAUUAAUAGAGGACCGAGAAUACCAUUUAGCGGCAAUCAAAUCAAGGAAUUGGAAAAUAAAUUUCGUGAAACACAUUACUUGAGUGGUAUGGAAGUCAACCAAUUGGCCCAUAAGCUUAAUCUAACCGAUUCAAGGAUACGUAUUUGGUUUCAAAAUCGUCGGGCAAGAGAUAAGAGAGAAAAACGAUUACUUGAAGAGUCACCGAAAAGAUCAAAUCACGAAUCAUUGCACGACAUUAAUGGCCAUUAUUUGGAUUCAGACGACAACGUCGAUGAGGACGGGGAUGACGACGACGAUGACAACGAUAGCACACAUAGAGUAGUACUACCGGAGCAGCUUUUGCACUGA
Oppia nitens is the source of this 1110-nucleotide messenger RNA. RefSeq names its product homeobox protein XHOX-7.1-like. The transcript has 3 exons. The record is from RefSeq and is a predicted model, not a curated record. The coding region runs from base 1 to 1110 and encodes 369 amino acids. Gene Ontology annotation, molecular function: RNA polymerase II transcription regulatory region sequence-specific DNA binding; DNA-binding transcription factor activity, RNA polymerase II-specific. Lineage: Eukaryota; Metazoa; Arthropoda; Arachnida; Sarcoptiformes; Oppiidae. Gene Ontology annotation, biological process: embryonic morphogenesis; regulation of transcription by RNA polymerase II. Gene Ontology annotation, cellular component: nucleus.